GUCCUCAACACCUAUCAUUUAUAUUUGUGCCUAUACUAGAAUUUCCCUUAAAAUCAUCUCCCUCUUCUGUACUCCCUCUGAUCGCAAUUGCCACUUCCUUACGCUUGCAAGUUAACUCAUCCAAUUCAACUACUUCACACGCUAUUCUCCUUCUUCUCCGAUUCACGUAAUCGGAGAAGUUUCAUCCAUUUCACAAUCUAGGGUUUCAUUUCAUCCAAUUAUGAACUGUGAAGUUUGCCAGCUCAAAGAACUCGAACUCGAACACUUUGAGAUACGUGAAGUUCUGCGAUGUAUAUUACACACCAUCAUUUUUCAUCGUGCGUUAGGUCUUGUUCGUCCAAAAGAUGUAGACUUGGAACUCUUUGAUGUUACUUAUGUUCAAUGUGGAGAGGUGGAGGUUGAAAAGAAAAUAGAAGAGAAAAUUGAGCAGUUUAUUUGUUGGGUGGAGAAGCAUCCGAACAAAAAGAGUCAGAUAUGCUUAUCUUUCUAUGAGGUUAAAAACAAACAGGCAUCUUGGUUUAGUAACAAGAUUGAACGCCUGUAUUGGGAGCAAUGGUAUAUUAAUCUGAAUGUAGCCCAGCAUCUGAAAUCACAUUCUAGCAAACCUCAUCGUUCUAAAUUUGUUGAUCCAGGAGAGGGAGCAUUAGAGGAUAGAAAUGCUCGCAGUGCAGCACUUGAAGUAUCGCUUCGUGAGGUUUUAUUUCAAAUAAUUAAAUUUGUCAACGAGAAGAAGGAUCAUGUUCCACCAAUACCAAAUCUCGAGGGUGCUAUUUCAUUUCCCUAUGAAAUUACAAUACCUAGUUCAUCAGAUUCUGCUUUUGGGAUGGACAUGAUCAAGAGAAUGCUCCAGACUGGGCAUCCAACAAUGCUAAGUUGAUCUUCAGAAUUAUAGAGUAGCUUAUGAGAUUAAAUGGAUUAUUGUUCAUAUGUUGGAGCUGGAAAUCUCGUGAUAAAGAAAGCUACUAUGGAAAGCAAGGUUCAAUCUUUCUGUAAAUAAAGAAGAAUCUAAAAGACCUAAAAGAACCGUUUGUCUUUUCAAAUACUUCCUUAUUUCUAAAUCUCAUUUUCAUAAUAUUGUAUUUAUUUCUUUCAUAUUCUCUCCAUAGCUCAGAGUUCUGUUGAAGGUAUCUCCAAUGUCAUGUGUGACCCAGAUCACAUACUGUCACAAAUUGCGUCAAUAUGACGAUGAGUCUGGCUACUAUAACAAAAGAUGAACACUUGCAUAUCUGUAUUUUCCAGUUCAGUGGUUCUGCUUGUUCCUAAUCAUUUACUUUAUCUAAUAUAUAUAUUUUGCUUGAGUUUGUAAACCCCACUUGCAUAAUUCUAUGCAAUUUUUUCAA
Messenger RNA from Trifolium pratense (red clover), 1340 nucleotides. Its product is annotated as autophagy-related protein 101-like. Gene Ontology annotation, cellular component: phagophore assembly site. Gene Ontology annotation, biological process: autophagosome assembly; autophagy. Bases 221 to 877 code for a protein of 218 amino acids. Lineage: Eukaryota; Viridiplantae; Streptophyta; Magnoliopsida; Fabales; Fabaceae. The record is from RefSeq and is a predicted model, not a curated record. The transcript is spliced from 7 exons.